This is a messenger RNA of Perkinsus marinus ATCC 50983, 3950 nucleotides long. Its product is annotated as hect e3 ubiquitin ligase, putative. Gene Ontology annotation, molecular function: ubiquitin-protein transferase activity. The transcript is spliced from 23 exons. NCBI's taxonomy places the organism in Eukaryota, Perkinsozoa, Perkinsida, Perkinsidae. The record is from RefSeq and is a predicted model, not a curated record. The coding region runs from base 1 to 3864 and encodes 1287 amino acids.
AUGUCUAGUACGGACGACUCGUCACCAGGGAGUUCAUCAUCGGCUGAGACACCAGCCUUUCAGGAGAGCCCCGGGGACCUUGACAGUCCUGUGGAGGAGGACUCAGUCGCGGUGUACUGUUGGGGUGACAACUGGUGCGGUCAGUGUCUUACGGAAAACGAGGAAGGCAAGAGCGUUGUGGAAAGGCCCCAGAGGGUUUGUGAGCUGGACCGGCGGCAUCCGAAAUCACUAUGCGUAGGGCCAGAGUCCACACUGGUGGUCAGUGAGUCGGGGAGAAUUUACGGAGGAGGUCUCAAUGAGAAGGGCUAUAUAACAGGCCCUGAUGGAGACGAUUCCGAGAGUUUGUUCAAGCCGAGGCUAGUAGCAUAUCAGGAACUGGAGCAGAGCUUCGUUACUGCUGUUAACUGUGGAGAUCAUCAUACUGUAGCGCUGACCAGCAACAACCUCGCUAUAGGCUGGGGCAGGGACAAUGAGUUUGGCCAGGUCGGCCAUGGUCAGCCAUCGAUCAAGCCGAUGCCGCCUAGAAUGAUGGUGACACCGCAGGAGGUGUGCCAAGUGGCAUGUGGUGGUGAUUUCACUCUGUUGCUGCUUGAGACUGGAGAAGUGUAUGGCACAGGGAACAACUCUGUUGGGCAGCUAGGUACUGGUAACACUGAGGAGAUAACCACACCGAAGCCUGUGUUGAACUGUGGUCAGACCUAUGGAGUGCCGAUACGCCAGAUUUCAGCUGGUGAUGCACAUGCGUGCGCAAUAUCGAUCUCUGGAGUCCUGUUCACAUGGGGCUCCAACCGCAAGGGUCAGCUUGGUCGAGAAAAUGCUGGUCAUCGCGAAGUGCUGCCAGGACCUGUUAGUUGCCUGCCACCAACCAAGGCCGUCCAGAUGGCCUCAUGUGGAGCGCAGCAUACGGCAGCAGUAGUCCAGGGCGGCCAGGUCUAUCUCUGGGGAGACAACGCUUUUGGCCAGUGUGGGGUUGAUGCUGUUGAGGAACCGAUUCUGCCGAUACCCAUUAAUCUCCAGUCGAAAGAGGUGUGGAGGACAGUCGCUUGCGGUGGGCACCAUACGCUCUUCUUGGACGUCAAUGGGCAGUUGUUCGGCUGUGGCAGUAACGAGGACGGGCAGCUUGGAACGGGAUUCCCGGGACGUUCGUCUGAGCUGAGGCCAACGCUGAUGCCCAGGAGUUUGGCUGUGUUCUCUGUCGCAGCAGGCCGGAGCCAUUCAGCGGUGCUCGCUAUCAAGUCGGCAGAACGGCCAAUGGUCCCACGAGUGAGGACCUCUGCACCGAAAGCCUUGGGUGCCGCUGAGCUGUUCAAGGCGCGCUCGAUGGCCUUCCCAAGGGCGGGGAGGGAGGGAGCACCAGCACGUCCAGCGACUGUUGAUCCUGGAGAUGGCAGUGCCCUUCGGAAGCAACGACGUAUGAUAUCCACUCCUGUUGAAGGUGUGGCCCCCCUCGAGCCCUCUGAUGACUCUGGGCUAUUAAAACGAGCUGAUCCCUCUGAGCGCCAUGCUGGGCAUAAGCGGGAGACGUCACAGAAGUCGGCUACCGUCAGCGAGGCCACCUCGAUGAUGUCCGAUGCCUCGGGUGUGAGCGUUUCCCAUAACUUGCCGAGGACCAUCAGCGGCGGUAGCAAGGACUACUUGGCUCAAAAGGCUGGCGGCCGGAUAUCAUUAACCCGGUCUUCUCGACAUGGUGUGAUACACGCUAUGCUCCGUCAAGUGGUCACACCUGGGGUUGGUUCUACCUCCUUUGCGGCCCUUUCGGCCGAGUCACUGCUGCGUAUGGUCCACACCUUCUCAAGAAGCACUGGCAGCAGUAUGUCUGAUGACUUCGUAACGAGUGUGGCCAACGACCUCAAGCGGUCACUCUUGGCGAUAUUUCGGACGCAAGAUGGCAUCCAAAUGCUUAACUCGAGUCUACUCUAUCCCGGACACCGACGAUCAGUGCUGGAUACUCAAACGGCGUAUGCCUGUUUCACAGAACUCUGGGGGAGCCAGGCUUUCCAGGAGAGCAACUUCGAGCAGGAGCUAGCAGUGGUGGUGCGAGACUCUCUGCGCGAUAUGAGCGGCAAGAGCCUGGAGACCGCGGACCAAUUACGAGGGAUACUCACCGUCAUGCUCCUCCCGUUGAUGGAUCGACCAGCUGGGAUUUGGUGUCGGCAGAGGAUGGGGGAGUUGAUCUCCUGCCUGUCUCCAAAGGGCAAACUGGCUCUGGUUGACUUGAUCGCUACCGAAUGCCCACAGCACUACAUACUCAGCGAUUGCCUCAUGAAGACGUGGCUGAACCAAGCUAAUGCGCUGGCCAAUGAAGUCCAUAACCUGGGGGGCGGCAAGGUGGCUGUUCUUAGUCAAGCCAUGAUCGUUUUAACUGUUAUAAUCAGCGCUGCAGAAAAAGUGGGUCUACCUGGGGCUGAAGAGAUUGCGGUCACUGGGCUGGCUGAAGCCGUACCGCCCGAUGUCGAGUUCAUGAUGUAUUCCCAGACAUGGGCUAAAGAGUAUCUCAAACCUGAUCCUAAUGGGGGACGUCCUAUCGGGCGGUUGCCGAGUAAGUUAGAGGUGCUAGCUAAACCUGAGUGUGUUGGCCCUAAUACGACUACUGUCACGGAGUAUAUGGCUUCGAUGCUGGGCUAUGGGUCAUUGGUACCUUUGGGUUUCAAGAACAAGGUCUUGCAAGUUGAGAAUGUGUUGCGGCAAGUGAAGCACAACCAGGAGCAUCUACAGGCUCAUCCGGGAAUCAUGGUCGAUGCCUUUAUGAGAGGCGUGCGGCCGAAGACUGUCCUACAAGUGCAAGUUCGACGAGAUCAUAUAAUCCAAGAUGCCCUUCGUGUUGUAGCAGAGACUGAUGACCAGCAGUUGAAGUUCCCGAUGAUGGUCAAGUUCGAGGGAGAAGACGGGGUUGACGAAGGCGGAGUACAACGAGAGUUCUUCGACAUACUCUGCAAGCAGUUGUUNNNNUGUAGAUAUGGCAUGUUUGAGUACCUCCCUGAGGCUCGAGUGACGUGGAUCAACUCCAACUCCGUGGAGAGCCCGGAGAAUUUCCAGCACGUUGGCACUCUCAUAGGCCUGCUUGUAUACAAUAACCUUCCUGGGCUUGGGGUACCCUUUCCUCGCGUUCUGUUUAAAAGGCUAUUGCAAGGCUCAUCAGCUGAGCUUACUGUUGAAGACUUGGAAGAGGUCUUCCCUGAGGAAAGUCACAGUCUUCAGCACCUCCUUGACUACGAGCCGAAGGAUCCCCAGCACUCUGACGAGGAAGUGAAGGACGUCUUCUGUAUUUCCUUCAACGUGUCUUACGACUACUACGGAGAAAGCCGGAAUCACGACUUGAUACCUGACGGCGCAAACGUGCCGGUCACUUAUUCGAACCGUGAGCAGUUUGUCAAGGAGUAUGUUCAAUGGAAGUUGGUCGACAGCAUUAAGGCUCACUAUGAUCCCUUCGAGAAAGGCUUUUAUAGGGUCUUAGGCGAUUCCCUCACCCUCUGUACGCUAACUCCUCUCGAUCUCCACGCUAUUCUGUGUGGAGAGCAGAAGCUCGACUUUGAUGCGUUGCGGAAGUCAGCCCGAUACGAGGGGGCUCCUUUCAAGGAGGAUUAUCCGUAUAUACAGGCCUUCUGGAAGAUCGUGUCCGACUUCAAUGAUACUCAGAAACGGCAGUUCUUAAAGUUCUUCACUGGGAGUGAUCGUGUUCCAUUGGGAGGGUUAGGCGCGAUAAAGAUGGUUGUACAAAAGAACGGCGGUGAGCCAACAGAUCGCCUCCCUACGGCCUACACAUGCUACGACGUCUUACUGUUACCAGAGUAUUCCAACGCCGAGAAGUUGAAGGCGAUGCUUCUCGCUGCCAUCGAGAACAGCGAAGGCUUUGGCUUACAGUGAAUCGAGCAUCGUUGAAUAUUACGAACAGUAUACAUUUUAUACACACACUGUAUCUUCCUCAAUAAUGGUAACUAUUCGAUUGCUUC